Molecule: messenger RNA, 2382 nt
Organism: Trichechus manatus latirostris (Florida manatee)
Lineage: Eukaryota; Metazoa; Chordata; Mammalia; Sirenia; Trichechidae
Gene: TRIM67
Product: tripartite motif containing 67
Exons: 11
Coding region: 1-2382 (793 amino acids)
Cellular component (GO): cytoplasm
Molecular function (GO): protein binding; zinc ion binding
Source: RefSeq, a predicted model, not a curated record
AUGGAGGAGGAGCUGAAGUGUCCAGUGUGCGGAUCCCUGUUUCAGGAGCCCAUCAUUCUGCCCUGUUCUCACAACGUCUGCCUGCCUUGUGCUCGCACCAUCGCCGUGCAGACCCCGGACAGCGAGCAGCACCUCUCCCAGCCGCUCCUGCACACCCGGGGCUCGGGAUUGCCGGCGGGCGCCGCCGCUGCGCCCCCUUCGGACUACGACUCGGCUACUGGCCCUGCCUGCAGCGGCGGCGGCGGGAGCGCAGCUGGUGGCCUUAGCGGCAGUGGCGGCGGUGCAGGAGGCGGCGGAGACCACGCGGACAAGCUGAGCUUGUACAGCGAGACAGACAGCGGCUAUGGCUCUUACACUCCGAGCCUCAAGUCUCCCAACGGAGUUCGCGUGCUACCCAUGGUGCCCGCGCCCCCCGGCUCCUCGGCCGCCGCGGCUCGGGGCGCCGCCUGCUCCUCGCUGUCCUCCUCCUCCUCUAGCUCCAUCACGUGUCCGCAAUGCCACCGCAGCGCCUCCCUGGACCACCGCGGCCUGCGCGGCUUCCAGAGGAACCGGCUGCUGGAGGCCAUAGUCCAGCGCUACCAGCAGGGCCGCGGGGCCGUGCCAGGGGCGUCCGCAGCCGCGACUGUAGCCAUCUGCCAGCUGUGCGACCGCACCCCGCCAGAGCCGGCCGCCACGCUCUGCGAGCAGUGCGACGUGCUCUACUGCGCUGCCUGCCAGCUCAAGUGCCAUCCGUCCCGGGGACCCUUCGUUAAGCACCGCCUGGUGCAGCCGCCGCCGCCUCCAGCGCCCGCGGAGGCUGCCGUUGUCCCCCCCAGCGCGGCCCAGGGCGCCCCCAGCGGAGGCGGUGGCUGUAAGAGCCCAGGAGGCCCCGGGGCGGCAGGGACCAGCGCCGCUCGCAAGUUCCCCACCUGCCCAGAGCACGAAAUGGAGAACUACAGCAUGUACUGCGUGAGCUGCCGAACCCCUGUGUGCUACCAGUGCCUGGAGGAGGGCCGGCACAGCAAGCACGAGGUGAAGCCCCUGGCGGCUAUGUGGAAGCAGCACAAGGAAAAUGGACUGGACUACGAAGCCUGCUUGGUUGCUCAGUGUGAUGCCCUGGUUGAUGCUUUAACUCGGCAGAAAGCCAAAUUGCUCACCAAGGUUACUAAAGAGAGGGAACACAAGUUGAAGAUGGUUUGGGAUCAGAUCAACCACUGCACAUUGAAGCUGCGCCAGUCCACAGGGUUGAUGGAGUACUGCCUGGAGGUGAUAAAAGAGAAUGACCCCUCCGGGUUUCUACAGAUCUCAGACGCCCUGAUCAAGCGUGUCCAGGUAUCUCAGGAACAGUGGGUGAAAGGUGCCCUGGAGCCCAAGGUGUCUGCGGAGUUCGACCUGACUUUGGACAGUGAGCCGCUGCUGCAGGCCAUCCACCAGCUGGACUUCAUCCAGAUGAAAUGUAGGGUGCCGCCGGUUCCACUGCUGCAACUGGAGAAGUGCUGCACCCGCAACAACAGCGUUACGCUGGCCUGGAGGAUGCCGCCCUUCACCCACAGCCCCAUGGAUGGCUAUAUCCUGGAGCUAGACGACGGCGACGGCGGGCAGUUCCGGGAAGUGUAUGUUGGCAAGGAGACCCUGUGUACCAUCGAUGGCCUUCAUUUCAACAGCACCUACAAUGCCAGGGUCAAGGCCUUCAACUCUUCGGGUGUCGGGCCUUACAGUAAAACUGUUGUUCUGCAGACAUCUGACGUGGCCUGGUUCACAUUUGACCCCAACUCCGGCCACCGAGACAUCAUUUUGUCCAAUGAUAACCAGACAGCCACCUGCAGCAGCUAUGACGACCGGGUGGUGCUGGGCACGGCCGCAUUUUCCAAGGGUGUGCACUAUUGGGAGCUGCACGUGGACCGGUACGACAACCAUCCGGACCCCGCCUUUGGGGUUGCCAGGGUCAACGUGGUCAAAGACAUGAUGCUGGGCAAGGAUGACAAGGCCUGGGCCAUGUAUGUGGACAACAAUCGCAGCUGGUUCAUGCACUGCAACUCCCACACCAACAGGACGGAAGGCGGAGUGUGCAAAGGGGCCACAGUUGGCGUGCUGCUGGACCUGAACAAACAUACCCUGACCUUCUUCAUCAAUGGGCAGCAGCAGGGCCCCACAGCCUUCAGUCAUGUGGACGGGGUCUUCAUGCCAGCCCUCAGCCUCAACCGCAACGUGCAGCCCUAUCCUGUGGCGUCCUGCCCUCUGCCCUACCAGAGCACUCCCAGGUACCGGAUCCCUGAACGAGCUCAGUGUGUGUUCACCUGCUGCAGCCGGACAUCUGUGCCUACACCAAUCACCCAUGCCUGUCUAGGACUGUACGUGAGAGCCCGCACCACGGACUUGGUGGCCGACAACCUGGACACCUGA